Messenger RNA from Clarias gariepinus (North African catfish), 3407 nucleotides. Its product is annotated as rho GTPase-activating protein 42-like. Gene Ontology annotation, molecular function: protein binding; GTPase activator activity. NCBI's taxonomy places the organism in Eukaryota, Metazoa, Chordata, Actinopteri, Siluriformes, Clariidae. Gene Ontology annotation, cellular component: cytoplasm. The record is from RefSeq and is a predicted model, not a curated record. Gene Ontology annotation, biological process: signal transduction. The transcript has 25 exons. The coding region runs from base 136 to 2730 and encodes 864 amino acids.
AGGCUGUGAGUUCAGAUUAACGCUGUGUGUGUAAGUUGUGUGUGUUUGAGUGUAUGUGUUUUAGUGUGUGUGAAUGUAUGUAAGUGUGUGUGUUUAAGUGUGUGUGUGUGUGUGUGUGUGAGUGAGACAGUGAGGAUGGGGCUACCGGCCCUGGAGUUCAGCGACUCUGUGCUGGACGGUCCUGCGUUCAGAGACGCUCUGAGGAAACACGAGCUGGAGCUGGAGAGAACCAACAGCUUCAUCAGGGAACUGAUCAGGGACGGGAGCGCACUCAUAGGGGCACUGAGGAAUCUGUCUGAAUCUGUGUUGAAGUUUUCCCAGUCUCUGAGAGAGUUUCAGUUCGAGUGUAUCGGCGACGCUGAGACAGACGACGAGAUAAACAUCGCUCAGUCUUUUAAAGAAUUCUCUCAGCUGCUGAACACCAUGGAGGAGGAGAGACGCCGCCUUAUCCAGAACGCUGACGAUGUGCUCAUCACGCCUCUGGAGAAGUUCCGUACAGAGCAGAUCGGAGCGGCCAAAGAAGGAAAGAAGAAGUUUAUUAAAGAAAGUGAGAAGUACUACUCAUCCCUGGAGAAACACCUCAACCUGUCUUCAAAGAAAAGGGAGUCGAUGCUCCAGGAGGCUGAUGCUCAGAUCAAUAAAGAGAAACUAACGUACUACGACGCCUCACUCGAAUAUGUCUUCACAAUCCAGGAAGUGCAGGAGAAAAAGAAGUUUGAGUUUGUUGAGCCGCUCCUGUCCUUCCUACAGGGUUUAUUCACUUUCUACCAUGAGGGAUAUGAACUGGCUCAGGAGUUCGAACCUUAUAAACAGCAGCUCCAGUUCAACCUGCAGAACACACGGAACAACUUCCUGAGCACUAAGCAGGAGGUGGAGAAACUGAUGAACAGAGUGAGAUCUGCGGAUCAGGACCAGAAACCACCAGGACAGUGGACCAUGGAGGGCUACCUGUACAUCCAGGAAAAACGACCUUUGGGCUGCGCCUGGACUCGACACUACUGCACCUACGAUAAAGCCACUCGCACCCUCACCGUCACCAGCACUGAGACCAAGACCAGCAACAAACAGAAUGAGGUGCUGGUGUUAAACCCACCUGAAGUGUUCCACCUGAGGACGUGCAUCAGGAGAAAAACAGACUCCAUCGACAAGCGCUUCUGUUUCGACGUUGCUGUGGUAGAGAGAAACACUGCGUGUCAACGCUCUCUAUUCAGACCCCUGCAGUUUUUCUGUAAAGUUCGGCAAGGUAUCAUCACCCUGCAGGCUCUGUCUGAAUCUAACCGGAGGAUGUGGCUGGAAGCUAUGGAUGGCAAAGAGCCAAUCUACAACCUGCCUGCAGUCCUGAACAAGAAAGAUGAGACUCAACUGAACGAAGUCGGAUUUCACUUUGUGAGGCAGUGUGUGAGCGCGGUGGAGAGCAGAGGUGUACAGACGCUGGGUGUGUACCGUGUAGGAGGAGUCAACUCUAAAGUGCAGAAGCUGAUAAACUCCGUCUUCUCACCUAAAGCUCCACCAGAUGUGGACCUGGACCCUGAAAUCUGGGAUAAUAAAACCAUCACCAGCGCGCUGAAGAAUUACCUCAGGUGUCUCAGUGAGCCGCUCCUGACCUACAGACUGCAUGAGGAUUUCAUCACAGCAGUCAAGUCAGAUGAUCAGAACUACAGAGUGUGUGCUGUUCAUGCGCUGGUCCAUAAACUGCCCGAGAAAAACAAGCAAAUGCUGCAGAUUUUAAUAAAACACCUUCAAACUGUCUCCACUCACAGUAAGACCAACAUGAUGACGGUGUCGAACCUGGGCGUGAUCUUCGGCCCCACGCUGAUGCGCUCUCAGGAGGACACGGUGGCUGCCAUGAUGAACAUCAAGUUCCAGAACGUGGUGGUGGAGAUCCUGAUCGAGAACUUCCAGAAGAUCUUUCUCCAGACUCCAGACCCCAAUGUUCCCUUGGCGCAGCCUUACACUUAUCCAGAGUCACGCAGGACCCGAGCCAUCUGUCUCUCCACAGGAGCGCGCAAACCCAAACCUCCGUACACACACUCGCUGAGUGUUGCUGAGGCAGAGAGUGACAGGUUCAGCAGUAGUUCCUGCAGUACAGUGAUGGACAGCAUGGAGUCGCUCUCGUCUCACUCCUCAGAGCAGAACUCGUCCAGACUCGGUCCCUGCUCCCUGCAGAAGGGGGCACCGUCGCUCCCGUCGUGGUCCCGGUGGUCCGACAGGCCCCGGGCCCGGGACUCGGGCUCCAGAGAGGACGCGGGGCGGGCGGACGGAGACUCGGAGGACUCGAACGGCUCGUCUGCUCUGAGUAAAGCUCCUGGAGACGUCACACAUGGCUGUGGAGCUGCGGGGAGGUCAGAGCGGCUUGGGUGUGUCCCGGUACCGACGCCCCGAUCGGCCCACCGCUCCAACGAGAAAUCGAACGAUGCCCCGCCCCCUGCCCCGCCCCCCAGACUGCCCCAGCGUCAGAGACAGGACGUCGGGUCGCUCGGCGUCUCCCAGAGACCGCUCUCAGUAGUUGCAGCGCGGGCACUGAUGUUCGAAACUCCCUCGCUGGCUACACAAACGGGACGAGACGCGAAGGCCAUAUACUCCUGUGAGGCGGAGCAUAGCAAUGAGCUGAGUUUCCCCCAGGGGGCGCACUUCUCAAACGUGUACCCUUCUGUGGAACCCGGCUGGCUCCAGGCCACGUACCAGGGCAGAACCGGACUUGUUCCCAAAAACUAUGUGGUUUUCCUCUGAGCCCACACACGGAGCCGUCGAGGAGCACGUCAGGAUGGAGUCCACACCGCGCCGCAUCAUCACCAAGCUCUGUGUGUGUGUGUGUGUGUGUGUGUGUGUGUGUGUGUCCUGUCCAUUGUUUCUCUACAGUAGGAAGUAACAGUAAACAAUGGACACACACACACACACACACACACACACAGAGCUGUACAAACACUUAAUCUCAUGAUUUGGUAUAAAAGUCUUCUGGCAUUAUGAAGUUUUAUUACCUUUCACUGGUUUAUUUGUAAUGAACGAGACGUGUUUAAUCUGCUAAUAAGGAGGUUUUAUAACCGUUAGUUUAAAAUAAAUAAACAAAGUUAUUUGUUCUGCUGAGCUUCACACACCCUGUGUAAGACUUUUAAACACAGCUAAAUUAGAGUUUUAAAAGCGGCCAGUGAGUCUGGAGUGAUUGACAGCUGUGUUGGUCCGAUAAUACCUGACCACUGUAAACCCCGCCCCUUUUUCACUGGUUCACAUUAGGUCAUUUCUCUGAUGGAAAGAGUGACACACACACACACACACACACACGUGCACUGAAUGUCAGAUAAUUAUGUUUAUUAGCGUCAGAAACUGUCAUUAAACUUUUCUAGCAUCGUUAUAUACACACAAACACACACACACACAUAUACACACACGCACACACACACACACACACA